Molecule: messenger RNA, 1622 nt
Organism: Schistosoma mattheei
Lineage: Eukaryota; Metazoa; Platyhelminthes; Trematoda; Strigeidida; Schistosomatidae
Source: the annotation of a GenBank genome assembly
AUGUUUCAGGUUACGCGCAGGUCUUUAAGUCUCAGUCGCGAGUUAACCUUGUGGAAUGCAUUUCGACAAUUUUCGUCCACACCUGUUGCUUCUGCUAGUUUGAAAGAUAUAAUGGCUGACCUAGUACCUAAAGAACAAGCAAAAGUAGCAUCUUUUAGAAAGGAAUACGGUUCCACAAAAGUCGGUGACGUUACUGUCGAUAUGAUGUAUGGUGGUAUGCGGGGUAUCAAAGGUUUAGUCACCGAAACAUCUGUACUGGAUGUUAAUGAAGGGAUUCGAUUUCGUGGUCUUUCAAUUCCAGACUGUCAGAAACAGCUUCCAAAAGCUCCUGGUGGACAUGAGCCACUUCCAGAAGGCAUCUUCUUUCUCCUACUGACAGGAAAAGUUCCAACCAAAGCACAAGUGGAUGAUAUUUCAAAAGAAUUCGCAAACCGAGCUGACCUCCCAUCUCAUGUUCUAAACAUGCUAGAUAAUUUUCCAUCAUCUCUUCAUCCUAUGAGUCAACUGGUAGCAGCUUGUGCCGCUCUAAAUUCAGAAUCAAAGUUUGCACGAGCCUAUUCACAAGGUAUCAAGAAAAGUUUGUAUUGGGAGUACGUUUACGAAGAUUCUAUGGAUUUGAUUGCCAAGCUUCCAACUGUGGCUUCUAUAAUUUACCGUAAUUUGUACCGGGAUGGUACUUCUGUAACUGCUAUCGACCCUAAUACGGACUGGUCCCAUAACUUUUGUCGUAUGCUUGGUUAUGAGGAUCCUGGAUUUACCGAAAUGAUGCGUCUUUACCUAACCUUCCACUGUGAUCAUGAGGGCGGUAAUGUUAGCGCACAUUCCUGUCACUUGGUGGGUAGUGCACUUUCCGAUCCAUACCUUAGUUUUGCCGCAUCUAUGUGUGGCUUGGCUGGACCUUUGCAUGGAUUGGCCAACCAAGAAGUAUUAGUCUUCCUGAAUAAAAUGCAAGAAAAAGUCGGCAAAAAUCCAACAGACGAACAAGUUAAACAGUAUGUAAUGGAUACACUUAAUGCCGGACAGGUCAUUCCCGGCUAUGGUCAUGCUGUUCUUAGAAGAACGGACCCCAGAUUUACUUGUGCACAAGAAUUUUGUGAAAGGCAUUUUCCAAAUGAUCCUCUGUACAAACUAGUUGCUCAAUUGUAUAAAGUUGUUCCUCCAGUCUUGACAAGUCUUGGCAAAGUUCAAAAUCCAUGGCCUAACGUGGAUGCACAUAGUGGUGUAUUGCUUCAGCAUUAUGGUCUUACUGAAAUGCAGUAUUAUACAGUUCUAUUUGGAGUUUCUCGAGCAUUAGGUGUUUUAGCCUCGUUAAUUUGGGAUAGAGCAUUAGGCUUGCCAAUUGAACGACCCAAAUCUUUAUCUACUGAAGCAUUAAUGAAACUGGUGAAUGAUAUUGGACGUAAACAAGGUUAAAUAUGGUUUAUUCAAUUCGGAUCCAUAUAUGUUUUUAUUGGACAUAUUCAGUAAGGUUAUUUCUCCACUUUCUAAUAUUUUCCACUUCAAACUUAAGAACAAAUCAUCUUAAUAGUUAGUCAAGACUACUUUUUUUGUUUUAUUCUCCAUCGAUAUCUUACUGCAUAACAAUACAUAUAGUUAUUCUUUUAAGUAGAAAAGAACAUUCU